GAAAUUCAAUUAUAUUUAUUAAAAAGGGAGAAUACAAAGUGACCAAGCAGGUAAAUAAUGUAAAAUCCAUUUGCAAUCCCUGGAAGAUUAAUUUUAAAACAUUUAAAAGAAAGAAUACAAUGAUUAUCAAAUAGUUAAGUCACCUGAAUGUAGUGCAUUAAUUACAUAUAUACAAUAUAUUUUUUUAAUUAUUUUGCUCAUAUUGCAUAUUUAUUUCGAUCUGAAUAUGCUAUUUUUAAUAACUUUGCGCCAUCAUUUUUUAUUGUAUUGUUUUUUAUUUUUAAUUAUAUUUUUACUUGAAUCUUUUUGAACAGUUUUCAGUUUUGAGCUCAAGAGUCAAACUUCAAGCUGUGGAUGGAAGAAAUAUGCAACACAAAUCAGGAGCAAAUAAAUUAUCAAUGCAGUUUUCAUGACAUGAUUAUAAAUCAAUAAAUACAGCUUGUCAAUUUUUGCCUCUGGGACUCAAAGCCAUUUAUUUCCUGCUGUCUCUCUCUCUUUUUUUUCAACCAACACACACACACACACACACACACCAUUUGUACCCCUCCCACUGACAAAUGCUGCUCCAAGUCAGCCGGUGGAAUAAAGUUUCACUUCUCGCCCGCUCUGCUCCCAACGAUGCGUUCUUCUCUCUACCUCCUGGCUUUCCUCUACCUGCGCUCCAGGGCAUCAGCUGAGUGGUGUUACCAGAGCCAGACCUGUGAUGACACAUGCAAAGAACCAAGCCGCUGGGCAGCUCUGUUUCCCAGAUGUGGAGGUUUAAGCCAGUCGCCAAUUAACAUCGUAACCAAUAAAGUUCAUUUCAGCAGCGCCCUUCCUCCCUUCAGCUUUUUCGGACACACCGACUUAAUCAACAUCACAGUAGAGAACAAGGGCCACUCUGCUCACUUUGCUUUACCACAGUCAGUGCGGCUGACCGGAGGAGCUCUGCCGGGUCACUACAGAGCGGCCCAGUUUCACUUCCACUGGGGAGGGAGUGGGACGAAAGGAUCAGAGCACACCAUUGAUGGAGAAAGAUUUCCAAUGGAGUUGCACAUAGUCCAUAUUAAAGAGCCUUACAGCUCUCUGGAGGAAGCAGAACACGAUAUGGCGGGUAUCGCUCUGCUCGCCCUCUUCUUUGAGGAAACAGCAGAUGAUCAUCCUCAUCUAGAUACAAUAAUUGCUGCUCUGGGUCAAGUACAAAACAAUGGCAGCAACACAGUGAUUCCAAACUUUAGACUGAGUAAUAUCAUCCCGGCAGCCGCCGAGCUUCACAGUUACUACCGCUAUGUGGGCUCCAUGACAACUCCAGGAUGUGAGCAGGCGGUUGCAUGGACAGUGUUUCACAGGAUGCUGUCAAUCAGCAGUCGACAGCUGGAUGCUAUAGUAAAACAGUGCAGAUUUUGGACAGGACAGCCCAUGACAAACAUCUUCAGACCCACGCAGCCUCUGGAUGGCAGAGUCGUUUACAGCUCCAAGUCAGGCGCAGCUCAGAAGAGGGCGAACCAAAUGUGGUUUGUCGUCCUCUCAGCUCUGUUCAUGCCAAUGAUCCUGAUACAUAUUAUUUAGAACAUAUAAUCAUAUAAUAGAAAAAUCAAUUUGUUUCAAAUUACACAGCCUCCAAUAGAUUUUAUGUCAUGAUUCCUAUGACAAGUUUUCCUGUUACUCUUGAAGAAAACAAUUCAUACAGCAUGACUGUGCCACCAUCUUCCAGCAAAGAUAUGGUGUAUGUUCGGUGUUUUUAUUUUUAAAUAAAAGAAUCGCCAUUUUAUUUCUAUUUUUAGAUUUUAAAAUAAAGACGAACAUUAAACUUUUACCAAAAAAAAGAGUAUGUUUAUAUUGUCUUCAAUAAAAUAAAACAUAUUUAUGCAAAAUCACAUAAACAAAUAGAGUUCAAUGCUGCAUGUCUUUCAGAAAAAAACACAGUAUCAGAAAUUUUCAGGUGUAUAAUUUCAAGCCUGCCAUAUGUGCAAUAGGAGUCAACUUUAUAACAAUAAUUCAGAAUUAUUUUGGUUGGAUCAUGGAUCUUA
Molecule: messenger RNA, 2009 nt
Organism: Xiphophorus hellerii (green swordtail)
Lineage: Eukaryota; Metazoa; Chordata; Actinopteri; Cyprinodontiformes; Poeciliidae
Gene: ca4c
Product: carbonic anhydrase IV c
Exons: 8
Coding region: 619-1548 (309 amino acids)
Cellular component (GO): plasma membrane
Molecular function (GO): carbonate dehydratase activity; zinc ion binding
Source: RefSeq, a predicted model, not a curated record